Molecule: messenger RNA, 3105 nt
Organism: Tachysurus vachellii
Lineage: Eukaryota; Metazoa; Chordata; Actinopteri; Siluriformes; Bagridae
Gene: ube2wb
Product: ubiquitin conjugating enzyme E2 Wb
Exons: 6
Coding region: 29-505 (158 amino acids)
Source: RefSeq, a predicted model, not a curated record
GUGUGUUGCUGAUGCAGGGGCUUCCAGCAUGGCGUCCAUGCAGGUACAGGUGUCAUCCGUUACCAAAAGGCUUCAGAAAGAACUGUUGGCUUUGCAGAACGAUCCUCCUCCUGGAAUGACUCUGAAUGAGAAAAGUGUAGAAAAUACUAUAACCCAAUGGGUUAUUGAUAUGGAAGGAGCCUCUGGCACACUGUACGAAGGAGAAAAAUUCCAGCUGCUUUUCAAAUUCAGUAGUCGAUAUCCAUUUGACUCGCCUCAGGUAAUGUUUACAGGAGAGAACAUUCCUGUCCAUCCUCAUAUUUAUAGCAAUGGUCACAUCUGCCUGUCAAUUCUAACAGAGGACUGGUCACCAGCACUGUCCGUCCAGUCAGUAUGUCUCAGCAUCAUCAGCAUGUUGUCUAGCUGCAAGGAGAAGCGACGGCCUCCUGAUAACUCCUUUUAUGUACGGACAUGUAACAAAAACCCAAAGAAGACUAAAUGGUGGUAUCACGAUGAUACAUGUUGAUGCUGAACUUGAAAACGCGUUUAGAAACAAGAACCUGCUGACAUACAUUAGCACUUUUUAAACUUUGAACUUUGAGCCUCGGACUAAAAAUGGAGGACGUGAAUUUUUACUCAAGGACCAGCAUUACGAUGACAACAAAAUGGCUUCAAUCAAAGCAAAGACGUCGAGUUAAAGGUGGAAAACAAAUCAGGAUUGACUCCAGAUUGAUGCCGGAUUAAGCAAUGAGUCUUAAUUCCUUUUUUUUUUCUUUUUCUUUAUUUCUUAAUUUUUUUUUUUUUGUCUUUUAUAAAUUGUUUUUUGCUGUGUCUCAAAUCGCAUGCUUCUUUAGCACACAAACCCCUUGUAAUGUGAGCAUUGUGUACAAAAGGACCACUAUUGACCCUGAUCGGGUUACAGAGUUGAGUCAGCUAGCUAGAUUAUGCAGGCUAUCAUCUUUAGUCUCUUGGUUUAGAGAGUGAGUGUAAAUUCACAUUGCUAGUCAGAUUAACCCACUAGCAGAACUGCCUCGGUUUUGAGGAAUUAGUACAUCCAGUUUAAAGUACAUAGUAUGCAAUUUGAGACAAAGCCCUUGACUUUUUUCUACUUUAUUGAACAUAUUAUUCAAUUGUUCAUUUCUAUUUUUGUUGUGCAAUAACGAACCUGAAUCGUUUGGUUCAUCUGUAAACGAUUUUAGCAUUAAGUGCUUUCCAUUUGUGCAUCUGUUUUUGUUUGAUGUUUAUAUGCACUGUGAAAUUCUCGAUGAAGGCACAGAACAGUUUAAAAUCGAAACCUCACUUGAUAAUUUAUUUCUAUUUAAUACAAGGCAUGUGCCGAUAAUCAUUUAUAUUAUGCACCUCAAUAUUUAAAAUGCAUGAUACUUUUAUUGUGAAUACUUCAAUAAAUUGUUAGUAGAGGUAAAUUUAUAUUUAUUAAAAAAUGAAAGUAUUUCAUUUUAAAUUAGAUAUUUUCUUCAAUUUUUGAUUUAUUUAACCUUUGUUUGGGCUUCCCCACUCUUAAAUUAGCUGACCACUUUAUUAGGAACACUCUCACAUUUAUGCCCACUUUAUUAGGAACACUCUCACAUUUAUGCCCACUUUAUUAGGAACACUCGCACAUUUAUGCCCACACACAGGUGAAGUGCCCUGUUUUUUCCCCUCUUGUUCACCCGUCCACUUUGGGUGAGGUUCAGAUUCCUGGUCUUGCUUAUGGAGCUCAUACACCACAAUGUUAUGAGUUGCUUUUCAGCUCAGCACGGUUGUUAAGAGUAGUUGUCUGAGUCACUAAAACCUUCCUGUCAGUCUGAAUCGGUCUGACCAUUCUCCUCUGACCUCACUCAUUGAGACAGCAUCCCCACCCACAGAACUGUUUUUGGAAAUACUUAAGCCAGCACGUCUGAUACAAACAACCAAACUAUGAACCGAACAUGAACUGAAUCUCUGAAUUUGGAUAAUUUUAAGCAUUAUGUUUUAUUAUGCAUACAUUUUAUUGUAUGUGCACCUUAACAUUGACUGACUGGAUAAUAUAAUCAAUGGGCAGGCACACCAGUGUUCCUAAUAAAGUGGCUAGUGAAUGUAUAGUACUGUUAUCCAAAUAUAAAAGUUAUACUGAACAUUAACACAGACACCAAUGCAAUAUGGGAAGGAUAUUGGAAAGCCAUGAUUAAAAGGAUAAGCAGAGGCGUUGUGAUUUGGGAAAGUCAAAUAUCGGCACAUGCCUGCAUGCUCCUGUAUGUUGAUUUUCCUCAUUAAUCUCACUGAAAUUAACAGACACGACUGAUGACUGUAACGAAUGUUAGCAAGGAUUCUGUAGUGUAUUUAUUUAUUUAUUUGUAUAAAUGACGUUUUGAUCGUUUCAAAAGGGCUGGAAGUUAAACGACGUAAAGUUUAGCUAUUUGUCAAUAGCCAUGUGCUAAUAUGAUUUUCAUAUAGUACGAUAAUCUACCAUUUUAGCCAAGCCUACGUUAAUUUUUAUUAUAUGUUUACCAUUACCUGUUCUUACUGGACAUUGUUUUUUAAAGUUUUAAGUCUUUUAGCGAAGAACUAGCUAGCUAGCUAACAAAUUAGCAAAUAACUUUAGCUAGCUAAAUGUAACCAGGGGAAUGACAACAAUAAAGACAACAUUAGCUUAGACAAGCUUUGUAAGUGAUUUUUGCAAUUUUAGAUUAGUUCUUAUUUGAAAAAUGUAUCCAUUGAUGCAAACAGUGCUUAAACAAACGGUACUUUUCAUAAUCACGAACCUAGCUAACUAACAAUUGCUGGCUAACUUCACAUUAAAACUUUGGUGAAUUCAAUUCAGUGACUUGAUUUUGAAGUGUUCACGAUAACACUGUGGAUGUGGAAUUAUCGGCACAUGUCUAAAUGUGAAGAUUUUUUGCUCCUGAUCACCUUUAUCUGUGUUUGUUCUCCUGGUCACUCUUUUCAGGACUCAGGUACUUCCCCUCAAGAAGAAAUCAGCUUUCCUUCAGUUAUUUUGUGUUUUAUCAUGUAUAGAUUUAGUUCUUUUUUUUUCGUUGAAGGAAAUAUUUUCCAAAAAAAAAAAAACAGAAUCAAUAUGUAUAUUUAAAUUGUGUGUGUUACUCUUUAUCUAAAUGGACAUGUAUAGUAAAGACUGAUUAUUUAGAC